Molecule: messenger RNA, 840 nt
Organism: Phyllotreta striolata
Lineage: Eukaryota; Metazoa; Arthropoda; Insecta; Coleoptera; Chrysomelidae
Source: the annotation of a GenBank genome assembly
AUGAAGCAGGGCCGGCAGAGAGCACCUCUGCGGGGGGCGCUCCUGCUCCUGCUGAUCCUCUGGGCCCGAUCCUGCGUUCCGCUCUAUGCUCAAGAUACAGGCGAAAGCAACAAUCUAAAAUUUGGAGAUAAAUGCAAGAAUACGAGGCAAUGCACGUUCGAAGGAGCCGUUUGCGACGAUAUAACACAGAAAUGCCUGUGCAAGCCCGAUUUACCAGUGACCAAUCAUAUGGACAAAUGUGGAAUAGCUGCUCGCAUAAAUGAAUCGUGCUUUUUCGACGAACAAUGCGAGGCAUACAACUUUCAAACGCUUUGCAAGGAUGGAAUGUGCGUUUGUCGCUUCGAAAAACAAGCUGUGAUGAAACCGGAUGGAAGAAUAGAAUGCGAAGUCAUCCAGACAAAAUACACGCCAGAAAAGUACAUAGAUCCUGCUAUGAUAGGCAUUUUAGUUGCUAUGUUCCUUAUGUUCAUCACGAUAUGCGUUGUUCUACGAUUGUUCAGCAAGGCGAGAUGGAGGGAAAAUCGAACUAUUUUCAACACCCCCAAUCCGCGAUUGAUGAAUGUGUCGCUGCUGAAGGAAAACAAACAUCCGCACGAGCGAAAGGGCUCCAAGAAUAGCAGAGGGCCCAGCCGGCAGCCGAGCGUCGCUUCGUUGCGGGCCAAUUCGCCGAAUUCGCAAGGGCGUUUGUUUCUAGGGUCUCGUCGGGGAUCGAGAGGCAGCAGUAACGUGUCCGGGGCGUCGAUGAAGUCGAACAAGAGCCCGCAACCGCCGAACAUGAAUUCCGUUACCACGCCGAUGCUGGAGAGCGUCACCGUGGAAAUCCUGGAGUUCAAAGCAUAA